AUGUUCUUCAAAGAGCUUUGUGAUGGUGCGCAGGAGUUCGUGAGCAGUGACACGUAUGCCGAGCAGUGCUCCAAGGAAGCUAUAAAGGCUGGUGGGAUUGGUGAGAAGGGAAAUGAUUCUGGAGAUGAUAGCGGUUCUGGAAGUGAUGGUGGCUCUGAUAAGGAGGCCGACGCCGAUUCUGGGAGUACUGCCAUCGAGAUGCCGACCAAGACAAACGAGUCGGCCAGUGAAAAAACCAACGAAAAGGGCGAAUCCAACGAGAUAGGUGCUGCAACCACGACAGGUGAUUCUAGCAAGACAUCCGAGACAGCUCAGACAACAUCUGGUGCGAAGGCGACAGCUAUUCCAGCUAUGGCCCUUUUUGCUGGCCUCGGAUUGCAGUUCAUCAAUGUCUAA
Molecule: messenger RNA, 396 nt
Organism: Fusarium graminearum PH-1
Lineage: Eukaryota; Fungi; Ascomycota; Sordariomycetes; Hypocreales; Nectriaceae
Exons: 2
Coding region: 1-396 (131 amino acids)
Source: RefSeq, a predicted model, not a curated record